Harpegnathos saltator (Jerdon's jumping ant) is the source of this 769-nucleotide messenger RNA. Its product is annotated as INO80 complex subunit C. The transcript has 4 exons. Lineage: Eukaryota; Metazoa; Arthropoda; Insecta; Hymenoptera; Formicidae. The record is from RefSeq and is a predicted model, not a curated record. Gene Ontology annotation, biological process: chromatin remodeling. Bases 179 to 556 code for a protein of 125 amino acids. Gene Ontology annotation, cellular component: Ino80 complex.
GAUGUCAUUGAUCUCGCUCUUGGUGCCAUUCAUCUUCCAAUUACCACCAACAAAGAAUUUCCGUGCCAUGAUUCGUGCGUUUCGUGACAACUGCUCUUGCGAUGUGCAACCUGUAACGAGAUUCUCGAGUUCGCUCGCCCUUCUGACCUUCACGUGCACGUCAAGGUAAUAUAGAGAAAUGGCGAGUGAAGAAAUAAUUGAAGCCAACAAAAAGCCACAGCCCGUGUUCAAAAAUCGUUCGUUCCAACAAAAGUUUCGACCCACUAGUAAUACCGGCAAAAAACGCACGUGGCGUUCAUUAAAACAGGUUUUGGCUCAGGAACGUUCGUUACCGUGGCCAGCCACGAUAAAACAUUACAGUUCCAUCAAUGCACCUCCAAGCUUCAAACCUGCUAAAAAAUACUCUGACAUUUCUGGAUUACCAGCACGAUAUACGGAUCCACAGACUAAAUUGUACUACGCAACAGCCGAAGAAUUCGCGACAGUGCGAAGUUUACCGAUGGAUAUAACAGCUGGAUAUCUGGCUUUACGUGGAGCGUCUAGUAUUGUUGGUUAAACACGAUCUUUUAUAGAUUAUUAUAUUAUAUUAUAGAAGAUAGAUCGUGUUGUCCAAUAUGACUCCUAAAUUUACGUAUUUUAAACACAUGGAAAGUUUUAAAGUUUCACUCACAGAAACCAAGGGAAUAUAUUUCGACAAGGAUAUAAAUGCAAGAAAAAAAAGAUAGAUACAGAAUAAUUCAAUAGACGAAAUAAAGUAUCGAUAUUUUUA